CCCGCCGCAGAGUUAAGUGUCAGGUUUCCUUUAGCCAUAGUUAGCAUGAAGCUAGCUCCUCCAUCAGCAGCAGCAGAACGUUUCCAGAGACAGGCCGGCACAAGUUCAAUAAAGUCAAGCCGGGUGUCAUGGCAGAGGGAGCAGACUGCGGCUCGGUGAACCCGGCGAAGAGGAAGCAGCCAGCGGGCAGAAAGAGCCGACAGAGCCGACCGAAGAAGAGUCCCAGCGGCCGGGUGAGUCUGGAGAAAGUUCUGGGCAUCAGCACGGUCAGCAGCAGCGGUUUGACCUCUGACCCCAACUCUGGGCUCAUCGCGUAUCCUGCCGGGUGUGUCGUCGUGCUGCUUCACCCAAAGAAGAACAAACAGAGUCACAUCAUCAACACGUCCAGGAAACCCUUCACCGCUCUGGCCUUUUCUCAUGAUGGAAAACACCUGGUCACUGGAGAGAGCGGCCACAUGCCCUGCGUCCGGGUGUGGGAGGUGGGUGGAGGUCAGGUGGCCGAGGUCCAGUCUCAUAAAUAUGGCGUUUCCUGCGUGGCGUUCUCCACCAACAGCUGCUACAUCGUCUCCGUGGGAUACCAGCACGACAUGACCGUCAGCGUGUGGGACUGGAGGAAAGGUUCAAUCAUCGCCUCCAACAAAGUGUCCAGCAGAGUCUUCGCCGUCUCCUUCUCUCAGGACAACAGUUACUUCGUCACCGCAGGAAACAGACACGUCAAGUUCUGGUACCUGGACGCAUCCAAAGAGCGGCGGGUGAACAGCACGGUGCCCCUGAUUGGCCGGUCGGGGUUGCUAGGCGACCAUAAGACCAGUGUGUUCAGUGGUGUAGCGUGUGGGCGGGGCCUCAUGGCGCCCACCACCUACUGCAUCACCAGCUCCGGUUUGUUGUGUUCAUUCAACAGCAGCCGACAACUGGAGGCCUGGGUGAACCUGAAGACGUCCUCAGCCAGCUGUCUGGCCGUUAGUGAGGACUUCAUCUUCUGUGGUUGUGCAGACGGAGUCGUCAGAGUUUUCAACCCGUCCAACCUGCAGUACAUCACCACCCUGCACCGACCGCACCGGCUGGGAGUCGACCUCACGCAGAGCGUCCAGCACAGCUGUCCUCUUCCCUCCAGUCCAGCAGCUCAGUAUCCGGACACCCUGGCUCUGACCUUUAACCCCGCCGCCCGCCACCUGACCUGUGUUUACAACGACCACAGUGUUUAUGUGUGGGACGUCCGGGACGUGAGGAACGUGGGGAAACUGUUCUCAGCUCUGUACCACAGCAGCUGUGUGUGGAGUGUGGAGGUGUAUCCAGAGCUGACGGGCUCGUCCCAGGCUUGUCUCCCCCCGUCCUCCUUCCUCACCUGUUCGUCUGAUAACACCAUCAGACUGUGGAACACCGACCCCCCCACAGGACACAAGAACCUCUACAGUAACGACCUGCUGAGGAUUCUGUACGUGGGGGAGGACACGCAGCACCUGCAGGCGGAGGGGGAGAAGGGGGAGGCAGCAGGGGCUGAUGGGAAGGCGGGGAUCAGGGUCCUGGGCAUCAGUCCGGAUGGACAACACCUGGCGGCCGGAGACCGCUGUGGAAAUGUCAGGAUCUUCGGGCUGAUGUUUCUGGAUGAGCUGGUGAAGAUCGAGGCUCAUGACCUGGAGGUGUUGUGUUUGGAGUUCUCCCCCACAUCCACAGGUGUGAGGCUGUUGGCGUCGGCCAGCAGAGAUCGACUGAUCCACGUCUUUAACCUGGAGAACAACUACAGCCUGGAGCAAACCCUCAACGACCACUCGGCCUCCAUCACCGCCGUCAAGUUCACAGGUGAGAGUCCCGGGGUGCGGAUGGUGAGCUGUGGAGCUGACAAGAGCAUCUACUUCCAGAGCGCUGAGCAGGCGUCCGAGGGUUUGUGGUUCUCCAGGAGUCACCAUGUGGUGGAGAAGACGACGCUGUACGACAUGGACCUGGACUCAACCAGGACCCACGUGGCCAUCGCCUGCCAGGACAGAAACGUCCGGGUCUAUAAUGUGGAGACGGGGAAACUGAGGAAGUGUCUGAAGGGUUCGUCCAGUGAUGAAGGAGCUUUGCUGAAGGUCCAGAUGGAUCCGUCCGGGUCGUUCUUCGCCACCAGCUGCUCUGAUAAGAACAUCACCAUCUUUGACUACGAGUCCGGGGAGUGUGUCUCCACCCUGUUCGGACACUCAGAGAUCGUCACCUGCAUGAGGUUCAGCCAGGACUGCAGACACCUCAUCACCGUGUCCGGAGACAGCUGUGUGUUUGUGUGGAAGCUGGACUCUCAGAUGACCGGCGUCAUGAGGAGGAGGCGUGGCCUCAGACCGACUCCUCAGACUCUGAACAACAGACAGGUCAACAUCAGCAGGUGUGGCGAGGAUUCAGACGCUCGGCUGCUUCAGACCAACGGGAAACUUCCUCUGUGGUUCAGGAAGUUGCAUGGUCAGGGCGGAGCCUCCAGUCAGGCCGUCCAAUCAGACACAGAGCCACGGCAGGUACGCAGCCGGUGGGCGGAGCAACUGAACCCUCUGACCAUCUGCUCCAGCUUCUCCCCCAGUCCCACCAAGAGUCAGGAGGAGGAGGAGGAGCAGGAGCAGAGGGAGGAGGAGGAUGAAGAGGAUGAAGAGGAGGAGGAGGAAGAGGAGGAGGAAGAGGAGGGCUUCCACCCUCAGAGUCUGGAGAGUCUCCUGGGAGAUGAGGAGGAGGAGGAAGAGGAGAAGGUACCCCAGACGGAGGCGGAGGACCGCAGCAGCUACAUCCUCUACCCCAACAACACCUCCACCUCCACAGACAGGGAGUUUGACGUGGAAGGUCUGACCGAUCGCACCCAGGUGGAGGUCAAAGGUCAGGGGGCGGGGCCUGUGGUGUGGCGCUCUCAGCUGAGUCCAGACUCCGCCUGCUCGGAGGGUUCGGCAGGAAGUCUGGAGCAGCCGCACGACGCCGACACAGACUCUCUGAGUCAGGGCAGCUCUGUGGGGAGUUUGGUUCUGGAGGACGACGAGGACAGAAACUCUCUGAAGAACCACUUUGACACUCUGGCCUCCAGCCUGAACGACGAGAAGUUCGACACCGACCUGAGGACGCUGCAGCCUCCGGAGGAGAAACACUUCCUGAACCCCCGACUCAGCAUCUCCACACGCUUCCUGUCCCGCUUCCAGGACAGAAUCAGGCCCUGGACGAACCGAGCUCCGCCUCCUGUCUCCAUACCAACCAGGAUCUCUGAGGAAAGCCACAUCAGCAACACAUCGGUGAACUCAGAGUCGAGCAGCGACGCCUCCUCAGAAGUUUCAACUCGGAGAGAAAGCAGCAGCGUUUCCUGUUUGACUCCGAGGUGCCCUCAGUCAGUCCAGCGUAGAAGAUGCUCCUCCCCCCUGACUUCCCAUCAGCCCCAGCGGCGAACACCGCGCCGCCGACGACACACGAUGCUGGUGGUCCAGUGCAGAAAGAGGCUGGGAGACGUCUCAACCAGCAGCGUCCACCAGGGGGCGUCUCAGCUCAGUUACCGGGGAACCACAGCCAGUUCCAGGGCCAAGCUGAGCCAGGACACCACCUCCUCCACCUCCUCCACCACCUUCACCUCCUCCACCUCCACCUCCUCUACCACCUGCUCCUGCUCCUCCUCCUCCACCUCCUCCUCCUCCUCCACCACCUCCUCUACCACCUCCUCCUCCUCUACCACCACCUUCUCAGACCCCCAGCCUCCACCAGACUCCCAGCAGGACCUGACCAGUCCACAGGUGUUGGCCACGCCCACUCUGUUGAUGUCACAGGGCGGGGAGAGCAAGUGGAGCGUGAGUAGCAUUGAGGAGACAUUGACCAAUCAGAACCAAACACUAACCCAGAGUCCCGCCCCCUCGACCGACCGGACCGAUCCAGUGUCAGACGUGGUUUCAUCUCUCUCUGCCCCGCCCACAUCCACCUCCUCCCCCCUGGCAGAGAGACUCCACCCCCCUCAGACAGGUGAUGCUGAUGAAGGUGAAGAUGAGGAGUCGUUGUGUCUACAGACGUGUCAGCUGAUCGCUGACGAACUGAAACAGACGGCGAGACGAGCCGUGCAGCUUUACCAACAGCUCGGGGAUCCAGAGACGCCGAUGUCGUCCGUGCUGCUGGAGGCGUUUGACGCCGUUCGCUCGGAGCUCGGGGCGGUGCUGCCGGGUCCGACCGGGCGGAGCAGCGGCGCCCCCUGUGUUCAGCUGGAGGACGACACGACCAGGUCUCUGCUGGAGAAAUACUCAGAGCUGCUGGUCCAGAUGACCCAGAACAAGCUGAACCGGGUCUGAACCGGGUCUGAACCGGGUCUGAGACAGGACCAUUACCAGUAUUAAAUAUUCACGCACCUUACGUUUGGUUUUAACGACAGAAAAGUGUUUUUAUUUGAGUUUUAAAUCACGUAAACUGUAGUUUAUGUUUCUUAAUAAAUGUUGAAUUUAAA
Molecule: messenger RNA, 4420 nt
Organism: Mugil cephalus (flathead mullet)
Lineage: Eukaryota; Metazoa; Chordata; Actinopteri; Mugiliformes; Mugilidae
Gene: wdr62
Product: WD repeat domain 62
Exons: 35
Coding region: 129-4268 (1379 amino acids)
Molecular function (GO): protein binding
Source: RefSeq, a predicted model, not a curated record